ACGCCCCAGCCGGGGGCUGCGCCGGGCAGCCGCACACUCAGCGCUCUCCCCCGCCCCCCUUUUAUGGAAGCCGGGCUCUGCGACGCCUCUCUGCAAGCCAAGCCGCCGCCGGCAGGAGGCGGGUCUCUCGCUCUACCGCCGCACGCGCCCCUGCCCCCGCGACCAACGGCUCGCGCGCGCCGGCCGACUGCUGGCGGACUCCGACCCUGGCGGGGUGAUGACGGUGGCGCCAGGCCGCCUCCUCCGUACUCUGCUCGGCUCGCCGCUCGCCAUGGGAGGCUCGAGCUCCAGGUUGCCCCGCAGAGAGGAGGCCCUGCCCGGCCGGAGCCAGAGCAUCCGGGUCUCAGCUAAGCACCAUGUCAACGGAAACAGAACAGUGGAACCUUUCCCAGAGGGAACACAGAUGGUUUUAUUUGGGAAAACUGGCCAUACAGAAGCUGUGCGAGUUAUAUAUCAGCCAGAAAACAUCAGAUUUCAGCAACUGCUCAAGGUCUUCUGGGAGAAUCAUGACCCGACACAAGGAAUGAGGCAAGGUAAUGACUUUGGCACGCAGUAUCGCUCGGCCAUCUACACGUUCUCUCAGGAACAGAUGGAAGCUGCUCUGCGAUCUAAAGAGGAUUAUCAAAAGGUAUUGACAGAGAGUGGUUUUGGCACAAUCACAACAGAAAUCCGUGAGGCUCCGGAGUUCUAUUAUGCUGAAGAUUACCAUCAACAGUAUCUAAGCAAGAACCCCAAUGGCUAUUGUGGACUUGGGGGCACUGGAGUAUCCUGUCCUGUUAGUAUUAAAAAAUAAUCCAUGCGCACACUACUGCACCAACGUUGUAUUAUGUGUUUGCUAGAAACAUAAAGUAAAGCAACUUGAUGUUUUGUUUGAUGAUUACUGCCGGGGGAGUUCUUUGCCAAACAAUUAAAAAAUUCUUUGCACAGUAUUUUUACAAUUCUGCAAAAUUCUGCAUAUUUUAGUUGUCAAAAGA
Messenger RNA from Gopherus evgoodei (Goodes thornscrub tortoise), 974 nucleotides. RefSeq names its product methionine sulfoxide reductase A (gene MSRA). The coding region runs from base 218 to 793 and encodes 191 amino acids. Lineage: Eukaryota; Metazoa; Chordata; Testudines; Testudinidae. The record is from RefSeq and is a predicted model, not a curated record. The transcript has 5 exons. Gene Ontology annotation, biological process: cellular response to oxidative stress. Gene Ontology annotation, cellular component: cytoplasm. Gene Ontology annotation, molecular function: peptide-methionine (S)-S-oxide reductase activity.